CAUUAUUCUCGCUGGUCCAAAGUUUUCCACGUCCGGACGAGCAGGGUCGGGUCAGAACCAGAACGUCAUGGCCAAAUGUUCCGGAUGUGGACCUGGGUACCGGACCCCACUGGACGCCAUGAAGGGUCCUCGGGAACAGCUGGUCUACCUGCCCUGCGUCUACCGCGGCACCGGCACCCAGAAGCCGGACUACCUGGCCACCGUGGACGUGGACCCUGAGUCCUCCACCUACAGCCAGGUGGUCCACCGGCUGCCCAUGCCCAACCUGAAUGACGAGCUGCACCACUCGGGCUGGAACACCUGCAGCAGCUGCUUCGGAGAUCCGUCCAAGACCCGGAACCGCCUGAUCCUGCCGUCCCUCAUCUCCUCCAGGAUCUACGUCAUCGACGUCGGGACGGAGCCCCGAGCUCCGAGGAUCCACAAGAUGGUGGAACCAGUGGAUCUGUACUGGAAGUGUGGCCUGGCCAACCCUCACACCAGCCACUGUCUGGGCAGUGGUCAGAUCAUGAUCAGCUGCAUGGGCGAUCCAUCAGGGGGGGGCAAAGGUGGCUUUGUUCUGCUGGAUGGUGAGACGUUCGAGGUAAUCGGUAACUGGGAGCAUCCAGGCGAAGCGGCGCCUUUCGGCUAUGACUUCUGGUACCAGCCUCAUCACAAUGUGAUGAUCAGCACCGAGUGGGGCGCCCCCAGAGCUCUGGCCAACGGGUUUGAUCCAGCUGACGUUAAAAAAGGUCUUUAUGGAUCCUCUCUGCAUGUUUGGGAAUGGAGCACCCACAGGAAGCUGCAGACACUGGAUCUAGGAGAAGACGGUGCCAUUCCUCUGGAGGUCCGGUUCCUUCAUGAGCCAAGUGCCUCUGAAGGCUACGUGGGCUGUGCUCUAGGUUCAUCUGUCUUCAGGUUCUACAAGACACCGGAAGGUGAGUGGGCUGCAGAGAAGGUCAUUGGUGUUCCCAAGAAGAAGGUGGAGGGCUGGAUGCUGCCAGAGAUGCCAGGUCUCAUCACAGACAUCCUGAUCUCAUUGGACGAUCGUUUCCUGUACUUCAGUAAUUGGCUGCACGGUGACAUCAGACAGUAUGACAUCACAGACCGCAAGAACCCCCGAUUGGUCGGCCAGGUGUUCCUGGGAGGAAGUAUUGUCAGUGAUGGACCGGUUAAAGUCCUGGAGGACCUGGAAGAACAGGAGCAGCCCAGCCCGCGCUUCAUAAAGGGGAAGCGUGUCCCUGGCAGUCCUCAGAUGCUUCAGCUCAGUUUGGAUGGACGGAGACUUUACGUGACCACGUCCCUCUACAGCAGUUGGGACAAACAGUUUUACCCAGACAUGAUUAGAGACGGUUCUGUGAUGAUGCAGAUCGAUGUGGACUCUAACCACGGUGGUCUGUCUCUAAACGAGAACUUCCUGGUGGACUUUGGGAAGGAACCUGAUGGUCCAGUUCUGGCCCACGAGCUUCGGUACCCGGGAGGAGACUGUACCUCAGACAUUUGGCUGUGAGCUCCACCUGGACCUGCAGCUCCACCUGGACCUGCAGCUCCACCUGGACCUGCAGCUCCACCUGGACCUGCAGCUCCACCUGGACCUGCAGCUCCACCUGGACCUGCAGCUCCACCUGGACCUGCAGCUUGCUCCUGAACCAUCCAUAGGAAAAUCUACAAACUCCUUGUGUCUUUAAACCAAUUAACCCGGUUCUGGUUCUGGUUCAGCUUCACCCCGACAGGAAACAGCUGCAGACCUACUUCCUGUUUCUACAGUCUCUAGCUCUGACCUGAGAUCAGUCCCUGAGACGGUCAGUCCUCAGGUUCUGUGAGAACCGGUCUGCAGUCGGGUGGCUCUAAGUUGGACCCGUCAGAACCUUUGUGCCUCCAGCAGCAGCUUGAUUUCAAUGUUUCUGUUCUUGUUCAUGAAAAAUAAAAUCUGAUGGAACACGUCGA
This is a messenger RNA of Nematolebias whitei (Rio pearlfish), 1923 nucleotides long. It is a transcript of the gene selenbp1, whose product is annotated as selenium binding protein 1. The coding region runs from base 68 to 1486 and encodes 472 amino acids. The record is from RefSeq and is a predicted model, not a curated record. The transcript has 12 exons. Lineage: Eukaryota; Metazoa; Chordata; Actinopteri; Cyprinodontiformes; Rivulidae. Gene Ontology annotation, molecular function: selenium binding.